Meriones unguiculatus (Mongolian gerbil) is the source of this 5115-nucleotide messenger RNA. RefSeq names its product kinesin-like protein KIF28. The record is from RefSeq and is a predicted model, not a curated record. The transcript is spliced from 23 exons. Gene Ontology annotation, cellular component: microtubule; kinesin complex. Bases 1 to 3114 code for a protein of 1037 amino acids. Gene Ontology annotation, biological process: microtubule-based movement; cytoskeleton-dependent intracellular transport. Lineage: Eukaryota; Metazoa; Chordata; Mammalia; Rodentia; Muridae. Gene Ontology annotation, molecular function: microtubule motor activity; ATP binding; microtubule binding.
AUGGAUAAUGAGAAAAUGGGGGACAUGCGUGUGCCAAGCACGGACAGCGUGAGAGUGGCAGUGCGGGUGCGGCCUUUCAGCCAGAGAGAGAAGAGCUCCGGAAGCCAAUGUGUGAUUUCCAUGCAUUCCCAAAGCACCACCAUCCGAGACCCGAAGGACAGAGAGCUUGUGAGGACCUUCACCUUUGACCUGGCGUAUUGGUCUCACGAUGGAUUUCAAAAGGGUGAAGAUGGUGUCCUUAUUCCAUCUGAUCCAACCAGUAAAUUUGCGGGCCAGAGUGACGUCUUCCACGAUAUCGGGAGGGGAAUUCUAGACAGUGCCUGGAGAGGCUACAACGCCACUCUCCUGGCCUAUGGCCAGACCGGCUCUGGAAAAAGCUACUCCAUGAUUGGCUUCGGCAAAAACAAGGGUAUUAUUCCAAGAGUGUGUGAAGAGCUCUUCCAAGCUAUCGAGAAGCAAAAGGAAAAUCUAGAAGCCCAGGUCAUGUUUAGCAUGCUGGAAAUCUACAACGAACAGAUCAGAGAUUUGCUCUCUCGAACCAAAGCCCCCGGCGGGCUGAAGGUCAGGGAAGACCAGCAGCUGGGGUUCUUCGUGGCAGGCCUGAAGUGGGUGCCGUGCGGGAAUUACGCGCAGGUUGAAAAGCUAAUGGAGCAGGGCUCCAAAAUCAGGAUGACGGCCUCCACCAACAUGAACGCCAGCAGCAGCCGGUCCCACGUGCUCGUCACCAUCCAGUUCAAGCAGGUUUUCCUGGACACAGCUCUCACCAAACAAUCCAGCAUCAACAUGGUGGACUUGGCGGGAAGUGAGAGGCAGAAGUCCUCAGGGUCUGAAGGAGACCGGCUGAGGGAAGGAUCGAGGGUCAAUUUAAGCCUAACCAGUUUGGGAAACGUCAUCAGUGCUCUGGCUGACUCGGCCAUGGGGAAGAAGGUCCUGCAUAUUCCCUACAGGGAUUCGGUUCUGACCAAACUGCUCCAGUCGGCUCUGGGUGGGAACAGCCGGACAACACUGAUUGCAGCCAUCAGUCCCGCUGACAUCUGCUAUGAGGAAACCUUGUCGACGCUGAGAUACGCCGAGAGGGCUAAGAAGGUUCAGAACAAGGCCGUGGUCAACACCUGCACCCUGGUGAGGGCGUCCAGGGCUGAGAACAAGCUGCUGCUCGGAUCCGGGGACGCUGGAGUGGCAGAAAACUCAGCCCAUUUCCUGGCAGAACUGCAGCUGGGGACUCGGGUAACCUGGGCCCACCUGCUGGAGCAGGCGCGGAGGGAGUGGGAGCAACAGCACGCGGCCCUCACACAGGAGCAGGAGAUGGUGAAGACCCUCCCACAUCUCCUCAAUGUCAACGAGGACCCGCAGCUUACAGGGGUCCUCAAGUACUUCAUUCAUGACGGCUCCUGUGAUGGUGGUCGGGCUGCCUCAAAUGCUAUCCGUCUUCAAGGCCUGGGAAUUUCGGAUAAGCACGUGUCCUUCGUGAAUUUGGACGGCGGAGUGACAGUCGCGCCACACGGCAAGUGCAAGGUCAUCGUUAACGGGGUACCUGUCACCAACAGGACAAAGCUGCAGCAUUUGGACCGCAUCAUCUUGGGAUCCAACAGCGCCUUCCUCUACAUCGGGUUUCCCUCGGAGCGGGGUGCUGAGGACCUGAGCAGAUUCGACUACGACUUUUUCCAGCUGGAGCGGGCAGCCGCUGAGGGAGUGAGUGUAGGCACACUUGGUGCUCUGAGCCCUGGAGCUGGCCAAGCCGACCCCAGCAUCUUAGCUGUGUUCCAGGACUACGUCAAACUCAUGCCGAUGGUUGUGGAAGCAAAUCAGAUGAGUGAAGAGCUGGAGAAGGGACUUAAAAUGGAAUUGAAGGUGAAGAAUUUAGCAUCCUCAGACUCCAGGGGCCAUGACCUCCAGAAAGAGGUCAUGGUGAAGGUGACCAAACAACAGACUCAUAAGGUAUGGAUCUGGUCAAAAGCCAAGUUUAUCAAUAGGAAAUUCCUGAUGGAAGAACUUUACCAGCGCUUUCUAGAGAGCGAAGACAGCCAGGUGGCUCAGGAAGAUGACCCUUUCUGGGACCCUGUGGAGGCUGUCCACUUGGGAUCAGCACACAUCUGGCUGCAGUCCCUGGCUCACUGUAUGAUGCUGGAGGAACAGGUGGAGUUUUUGAACUGCGAUGGGCUGGAGGAGGCUGUGCUGCACAUCCGAAUCGCCCCCUGCUCCCCGGAAGGAUGGGCACGAGGCGAGGAGGACAUGGUGAUUGACCCUCUGGAGCUUCUGGGCAAGAGAAUUGACUUCCAGAUUCACAUCGUGCGGUGCCUUGGUGUCAAAUGGCUAAAGGAAGAUGCAACGCGGGGCAUUCAGAUGGGGUACAAAGUUUAUGAUCUUCCAAAUAUUUUGUAUACCAAGCCUGUGUGGAAUAAUGUGAAUCCCCGAAUUGAAGAGACCAUCCACUUUGCAGCCUUGGGUGCCUCUCUUGAGUUUCUGAAUUAUUUAAUGACAAACGCCCUCAUUGUCGAUUUGUGGGGCCUCCAAGAAGGCUGUGUCCACCUGGGCUUCUCUCAGCUGGACGUCCUGCUCACAGAGGAAGGCCACGUCAUGGUAGACAGCAAGAAUUUUUCCAGCAUGAAGAAGGUGGGCCAGAUCACAUCAAACCAGAUGCCAGAACUUUACCAGAAGCUGCUCCGGUCAGAGCAGGAGACGGAGCUGCUCAGACGCGUGAACAGAGCCCUGAGAGAAGAAAACGUGCUUCUCAAGGCAUCACUGGAAAACACUGGUUCUGCUCAACAGGCCCAGAAGUCAGGUAAUCCAAACGGAGCUUCUAUGACAGCACAGCCGCCCACAGCUACAGAGCCUAAGCAAAGUUGUGCUCAGCAAGCCAGCUGUGAUGCGCAGCUGGCCAGAGCGCUGAAGGCGUUCUAUCAGGGCAUGAGCGCGGCCAGAGGGCGGCUCCUCACUCUGAGGCAGUGCAGACCUCCGGAAGACGAUCAGAUGCUCCGACCUUUUGUGCACCAACAGUCACAGAUGCUAAAGGAAUUGGAGGACCUGCUUGAAUCCAGUUUACAGAAGCUCAAAGCUGAUGUUGCUUUCAUAGUGAAGAAGAAGAAGGAGUAUCUACUGCCUAGCCAACAGUGAAGAUGAGCCAAAUGAAAACUCCUCUGACUUAGGCUCUGACUUAAUGAGCUUCACAGACUCACAUAACUGUGUCUACCAUUUUUAGAUAAGGUGCCCUCACUUGCCUCUUUUCUGACAGGGACUUGCUGUGUGGACCAUAAUGGCUUUAUCUUGCCUCUGUAGCCCAAGCCCCAAUACAGGGAUCACAGACCUGUGCCACCACCACAUUGGGUCUUAACUGGAUUUAAAAACCCUCUAAAAAUUGCUGGGCAGCGGUGGCAUAUGCCCUUGAUCCCGGCACCCAGGAGGAAGAGGCAGGUGGGUUUCUGAAGACAGAGCAAGUUCCAGGACACCAGGGCUACAGAGAGAAAGCCUGUCUUGAAAAAAAAAUGCUGUGAAAAUUAAUGCAUAUGCAAGAUGCCUGGUGAAUGUUAAGAACCUGUAACUCUGGAUUUGAUCAUUCAAGGUUCAGUCCUGGCUAAAUCUAUCACUUAUAAAUUGUACCAUGUGGGGCAACUCAUCCACCCUCUCUAAGCCUCAUUCCUCAUCAGUUAUUUGGGAUGGUUAAUAAUUACCAACCCCCUGGCAGACAGUGUGCUCAGCAUUUAGCAUCAGUGCUUUUGUGGGAAACAGCUCACAUUCGUUUUUUUUUUUUGUUGUUUGUUUUUGUUUUUUUUCCUUUAAAUGGCUCGUAUCUGCGAUCAUAGAACAGGGUAUAAAAUAGAAGGACCACUAAGAGUUCAAGGGCAGUCUGGGUUAAGUGAGACCUUGUCUCAAAAAAAUAAAAUAAAAUAAAAAGAACAGGCUGGAGAGGUGGAUCCGUGGUUAAGAGCAUCUCCUGGUCUCACAGAGGACCCAAGAUCAGUGCCAGUCCCCAAGGGGUGGCUAACAACUGGCUCUAAUUCUAUCUCCAGAUGACCCAGCGCCUGCCCUCUACAAGUACCAUACACACAUACAGACACCUACAAUACAUACAUUCAUACACAUAAUAAACCUUUUUUUAAAGGAAAAAAAACAACAACCAUAAUCAGAGAAGCUUCUCUUUGCAAUGAAUGGUUGUGACUGCAGAGAAUCAUUGCUGGUCAAGGUUAAUGGUACGUGACAACUGAAUGCUCAUCUCUAAAUAGAACAUUUAAAAAAGAGCUGGGAGAGGAAAAAUGACAGUGGGCUACUUUCUUCUGGUCAUAACACAGCCAUUACAACCAUGGUCACGACGGCUGUGGCUGCCUGCACUGAGCCUGUCGGCUAUCAAUCACAGGUUGGAGAGGGGCUCACUGGGCCCUGCCUCUCCCUGCUGAACCAUUAACUACUGAGUUGGGGACAGAUACUGUUUUCAGCUGUGUUCUCACUGGAUGCUAUCCAGUGGAUAGCGCCAAACCCAUGGGUGCCCAGGCCAUGGUUAAACUCAAUGGGACACAGAAGAAAACAAAAAGUCAGGAGUGUGGGGAAGUGACAGGGUUGUUAAAGGGUGAUGAAAGAGGUGGUGUGAGAGUAAUCAGAGUGCGUUAUAUACAUGUAUACAAUUGUCAAAGAACAAAUUUAAUAAAAGCUUUCUUUAAAAGCAGGAAAUUCUAAUUUGUGACAAACGAGAUAAGCUUAAGAGGACACUGUGCUAAGUGAACAAUCAAUCUACAGAGAGACAAAUAUAUCAUUUCAUACAUACAAAAAAUAACUGACAGAACUGAUGGUGAGAUGGUGUGUACCGGGAGCUUGAGGGAGGUGGUGAAAUGGAAUCAGGAGUCCUUCAUCAGUGGUCAAAGUCACAGGGAGGAAGCCUGUGUGUUCUGUCCCAGACUAAGUAUAGUUAACAGUAAUGGAAAUGACAGGAUUUUAAAUGUUCUCACCACAAAUAAUAAUUUGAGAUGGUAGAUGUUAUUACUUUGUUUAUUCUAUAGUGUGUACAUGUAUUUAUCUUUUUCUGUUGUUGCUGUUCCCAGAUAGGGUCUAAUUUAUGUAUGUAGCUUUGGCUGUCCUGGACUAUGUAGACCAGGUUGGCAUAGUCACAGAGCUCUGCCUGGCUCU